GUACACUGAAGGAUGAGACUCUCGCCGACUGUUAUUUGCAGUAAUUACAAAGAAUGCUCCUCGGGAACGAUGGAAACUCACGAGAAAUAUCGGACGAAAACAAUAUCGUCGUUUUGGAAAACAGCUUCUUGCAAUCAGGCUUACGCAAUAAGCAGAGCAAUAUUGCUGGCGUUGUCGAUAUUCUAUUGGUGCUGUUACAGCCUACAAUAUGGACCAAGGAUGUUCACUGUUUUGGAAAACGAGCAGGUUCUGACUGGCUUUGUAUUCUCGAAGAAGGCUGUUAUAACAUUUUCCUAUGGUUAUUCCACCUGGAAUUCUCUAGUAUCUGCUGUUACAGCUAUUAUGCUGAUCUAUUCAAUCGUCUCGAAGCGACCACAAUUUAGUUUGCCUCUCAUGGGGUUCUUCUUGGCCGAGAUGAUGUACGAUUUCUGCAAUAUUGUCGUGAUGAUAUGGUUGGUUUUGAAGAACCUUCAGCUACAAACCGCAUUGCCUUACAGUGCGAUGCUACUUUUAAUGAUUCUGGCGGAAGUAUGGAUGUGGCUGGGUGUUGUGCAGCUCUACGAGUAUCGAAGCUACGAAUCAUAA
Molecule: messenger RNA, 585 nt
Organism: Harpegnathos saltator (Jerdon's jumping ant)
Lineage: Eukaryota; Metazoa; Arthropoda; Insecta; Hymenoptera; Formicidae
Exons: 3
Coding region: 13-585 (190 amino acids)
Source: RefSeq, a predicted model, not a curated record